AUGUCACUCAGUCCUCUUUUCUCCAGAACUAGAAAGAAGCGCUUUUUUCUCCUUUUCUCCCUCGCAAGUUCAGUUCCUCAUCUCUCACUCUCACCCACCCGCAAUCAGGCCGCGACCGGUGAAAUCUCCGUCGUACUCAAAGCCUCCAUAUCCUCUCUCUGUAUCAAUCUCUGACUCUGAUUUUUCAUGUUUCAAUCUCUCCACAAACCCUAAAACUGUUAAAAAAAUUCAUGAUUGUUUGACAGAUAUGUCGGACUAUGAGAAUGUUGUUGGUGGUAAACUGAAGCUGAAGGGAAAAGCAUUGGAUGUUGCUGGUGGAAUCAAGAAAAAGAAAAAGAAGAACAAAAGAAAUCAACAACAGUUUUUGCAAGCAACCGAAGAUGAAAUCUCAGCAGGUGGAAGUACAGAACAAGCUAAAGAUCCUAAUGAUCAAGAAGUAAAUGAUGAGAGUGAAUUGAGCAGGGAAGAGAAGCCUGCUCAUUAUGAUGAUCAUCUUACACCAGCAGAGAGGCGGUACAUAGAACAGAGGGAGCAGCUUGAUGUUCAUAGAUUGGCCAAGAUUUCUAAUAAAUCUCACCGUGAUAGAAUCCAAGAUUUCAACCAAUAUCUCGCAAACAUGAGCGAGCAUUAUGAUAUUCCUAAAGUUGGUCCUGGAUGAUUCAAGGAGUUGUUCAACUAUGAAGAAGGCAAACCCCUGUCAUUUCUAUUUCUUUGUUUAGUAUUGACACCAUAUGCUUGCACAAUAGCUGUUUUCACUACAUAUCUUUAUUUUGUUGUGUACUAUGCUAUACUUCUGAUGAUAAAAUUUGACUUAUUUUCUGUGGAUGGGGAAAGUGAUGUUAUUAUUGCCUUCAAUGAAAUUUUCAUAUUUGCAGUUA
Messenger RNA from Medicago truncatula (barrel medic), 878 nucleotides. RefSeq names its product protein FAM32A-like. Lineage: Eukaryota; Viridiplantae; Streptophyta; Magnoliopsida; Fabales; Fabaceae. Gene Ontology annotation, cellular component: nucleolus. The transcript is spliced from 3 exons. Bases 248 to 658 code for a protein of 136 amino acids. The record is from RefSeq and is a predicted model, not a curated record.